Eublepharis macularius is the source of this 4150-nucleotide messenger RNA. RefSeq names its product serine carboxypeptidase 1 (gene SCPEP1). The transcript has 13 exons. The coding region runs from base 1351 to 2688 and encodes 445 amino acids. Lineage: Eukaryota; Metazoa; Chordata; Lepidosauria; Squamata; Eublepharidae. The record is from RefSeq and is a predicted model, not a curated record. Gene Ontology annotation, molecular function: serine-type carboxypeptidase activity. Gene Ontology annotation, biological process: proteolysis.
ACACUGAGGAGGUGGAUUGGCUUGUACUGCUUCAAACUGCAAGUGCAGGAUAAUAGUUUUUUAGACUUCCCAUACAACACUUAUUCCUGUAAGUAGGCGCUGCAUGGAAAGCCAGAGGCUGCAAUCUCUCUCUCUCUCUCUCUCUUUCUCCAUGCUCAUAUUGACGUGCAAGGAGUUUGCACAGUAAGAGUGAUUUCCCCUCGUGGGCUCUGAAGUGGUCCAAACCUUUCCCCCACUUUCUUCUGCUACAUGGCCCCCAGCCUAAUUUUUGUGGGGGGAUCUGAUGGGAAAGCCCCACUUGCGACGUCUUCGAGCCAUGCAGCCGUCCAACCAAUACCAGGUGUGCAUGAGCAGGAACAAAAAACACCACCCCACUGCUCUGGGCACAGUUGUGAAAUCCUGCCCCAAUCUUUGCCAACGUAACGGCUCCUUUGGACAGCCCUGCUGGCUUCCCUCUGCAGUACAAGCCUCUUACACUGAGAAUCACACCUGGAAGAUUUACAACAGGUUUGCCUGCAAAAUGAUUGUACUGCAAUAGGGCCCUGAAGCUCGCGCUGGAACAAAGGUGGGCAGGCUUUAAGGUGCCCCAGGGCGUCUGUUCUAUGUCAAGAGCCCGCGCGGAAAGGCCGCUUUCCCGGCGGAACUCCCAGGCUCGUCCGCACUGGCCACUCGGUUCUGUGCCCCGUGAUUUGUGACCAGGCGAGACGCGGGACUCGGAAAUGAAGAUGGAGGCAGCAGACGAAGCCGAGGAACUCCUUGGCCCAGGGGCCCGUCCAAGCUCUGGGAGGGGCAGGAGGCGGCUCCGGGAGAAAAGGCAGCAGGAGGACUAGAAAGAGAGCGGGGCUGUUCCGGAGGAUCGCGCAGGGCCUGCCUGCCUGCCUGCCGCGCUUGCUGAAGGAACUGAGGCGGGACUCCGCAGAAUCUCCGUGGGCAUCGGCCGAGAGCGACAAGCCAACAGCCGCCCGUGUUUGGGAGUGACGCUUCCACCCGCUGCAUGCUGCUGCUGCCCCCUUCUUCCAGCGGGCACUUGGCUGGUUCAGACCCUCUGUCUUCUGCGGAAGAGCAGGGGCCAGCCAAGCUGAAGCUGCUGUCGAGGGAGGGUCUUCUGCCGCGUCAGGGGCUACCGUGGGGAGGAGCCGCCCGCCCCCGCCAGCGGGAUUGCAAUGCAACAGGCGGCCUCCCCGUCCGAAGGCCCCGCGAGCCCCGGGGACGCCCUGCCUGCACUUCCCAGGCACAGGCGCCAGAGGGCGCGGCGGGGCAGGGGAGGGCGGGGCUUCCUCUUUCCGAAGCAGCUGACUGGAGCCGGGGGAGCGGCCCGGGUGGCCCCCGGCCCCGCAGACGGCUGCAGCGAUGGAGCCCGGACGGCAGCUCCUUGGCGCACCGCUGCUGCUGCUUCUCGCCGCCUUCAGUUCAGGCUUAUUCCUAAGGGAACCAAAAGAACCAAAACAGGCCUGGGGGUAUGUCCCCGUCAGAAGCAAUGCAAGCAUGUUCUGGUGGCUGUACUAUGCAGACAACCCCACCAAGAAUUUCACAGAGCUUCCUCUUAUCCUAUGGCUUCAAGGAGGCCCGGGGGCUUCAGGCUGCGGAUAUGGAAACUUUGAAGAGAUUGGCCCUUUAGAUGCUGAUCUGAAGCCACGGAGGACGACUUGGCUGCAGGCAGGGAGUGUGCUGUUCGUGGACAACCCUGUUGGCACUGGCUACAGCUAUGUUAAUGACAGCAGUGCAUAUGCCACAGAUCUCUGUAAAGUCACAUCAGAUAUGUUGGUGGUUCUUGAAAAAUUCUUCAACUCUAAGACAGAAUUCCAGACAAUCCCUUUUUACAUCUUUUCGGAAUCUUAUGGUGGGAAGAUGGCGGCUGCCAUUGCUUUGGAGCUUCACAAGGCAAUUGAGGCAAAGAUGAUCAAGUGCCACUUUCUCGGGGUAGCCCUUGGUGAUUCGUGGAUUUCUCCUCUAGAUUCUGUGCUGUCCUGGGGGCCUUACCUUUAUAGCACUUCUUACCUUGAUGAUAAAGGUUUGAAAGAAGUGACCGGUGCUGCCAAAAAGAUCCUGAAUGCUAUGAAUAGAAAGGAAUACAAAUUGGCUACGAUGCUCUGGAGUAGCGCUGAGGAUAUCAUAGAAGAGAGCACGAAUGGUGUGAAUUUUUAUAACAUUCUAACGCCAGAUUCUUCGUCUCUCACAUCCACCACAAGUGAAUUGGUCCCUUUUUUAAAACUCUUCCAGCGUCAUGUACAAUAUCAACAUAAAGACAAGUUGAGUGACUUGAUGAAUGGACCAGUCAGAAAGAAGCUGAAAAUAAUUCCAGACCACGUCAAAUGGGGAGGCCAAGCGCAAGAAGUUUUUGAACACAUGGCUGAAGACUUCAUGAAACAUGCAAUAGACGUUGUAGAUGACCUGCUGGAAGCCAAUGUCAACGUUACCGUUUAUAAUGGGCAGCUGGAUCUCAUUGUUUCUACCAUAGGGCAGGAAGCAUGGAUCCGCAAACUGAAAUGGCCCAAGCUGAAACAUUUCAGUGACCAGAAAUGGCAACCUUUAUAUGCAUGCCCCAAAUCCAAAGAGACAGCAGCUUUCUUCAAGUCCUAUGAUAACUUCGCCUUCUACUGGAUUCUAAAGGCUGGGCACAUGGUACCAGCUGACCAAGGUGAUAUGGCACUGAAAAUGGUCCGGAUGGUGACUCGCCAAGAUCACUAGCAGAAUCGGGGCCAGCUGGCUUGGCUUCCUUGAAAAUGGCGGCAGCACGUUCUGUUUCUUUAUUGCACACGGAACCGUGGCAGGAACAAUGGCUGGCCACUGCUGUUGUCUGCCUCUGCCACUGGAUGCUAUGCAAGAUUGUUUAAGGAGGGGCAGAUAUGGCCCUUGAGUGGACAAAACUGUGAUUCUCUCCUCCCGCGUUGCAGCAGCUUUCAGUGUAAUGAACCAUUCACUGAAGAGCAGCUUCCUGCUGUGUUAUUUCUUGUAUGAAAUGUUAAAUGAUUUGAUCAGCUUCAUGAUUAGAAGAAAUCCUUUCAAAAAUCCUUCUACAGCUAAUUCUAGUACACGUUUCCUAGGGCACUCGCUGAGUGCUGUGGGCUGAGGCCCAAGUAACACAUACAAUAGAAGACAACGUUUAAAAUACCAAAGGUCCUGGCUGGAUCCUCUUCCAGCUCCCUUCCUGUAGGAGUGCUGAGAGGGGACGGGGGGGGGGGGUUAACCUCGGAGAUGGGCACGUUGAAGGAGUCCCCCCUCCCCCCACCAGCGGCUUCUUUGCUUGAGGAUACUCGUUACAGCUAUGCUUAAAGGCACAGUUCGGGCACCAGCUUUAGGUUGGCCCUUCGGCCUUAUUUAUGUGUGACUCUAUGGCAGGUGAUUUUGGUUUAAACCUGGGGGAGGAAGGGGCUGCUUAACUCCUUUGCUUCCAGCUUGUUUUAGUCCGUUCCAGCUACUCCCCACUACACUUUUGUCUGUAGGUAAAAAGACUCCCGUAUCUUCUGCAAGGAUGGGAUGGGAGGGAGAAAUUGAGUGGGGAAACAGCUAGAAGUUCAAAGGCUCAGCUGCCCCUCCCCUGCUCAAUCGAAACAGCUGCAGGGGUGUUUGAUACCUUUUAAUUGCAUAUGAUUUGAGCCUUGGCUCCACCAUCUGGAAGGCGCAUUCUUGUCUUGGGCCCAGUGUGUCUCUAGUUCUCACUGAGAAAUGCUCAGGCUUAGUAUCAACCAGCUCUGAUGUUGCAAUUUCAGGCAGGGCAGUAUAAAUUACAGUGUUGGGAGAGAGCUGAGAAGGAAUGAGACCAAAGGAGAAGCUACCCGUUCCUCCUUUUCCACUGCAAGUUGACUUUAGUCGUACGUUAAUGAAUCAGAGUCCUGCCCAAAUUUUUGGAAGGAGGUAUUAACUCUUGUACUGAAGUCACAGCAGGGGCUUUCUGUCUAGGUUGUGUUUCUGUGCGUUUGUUAAUGUGUCAUGCUGAUGGUCAAAGGGCAACCUAGGCAAUAACCAGCAGUUUGUUGUGCAAACCCUUUUUGUGCAAGCCCAUGUAUAUCUUUUGGGGCCCAGAUUCCUUCUUGUGCUCUGUUAAACUGGGGAGCCAGCCAUGGGGGCUGUUGAUGUAUGCUCCAUUUUCCUUUUUCACUGUUUACAAACCACAAAUAAAAAGACACUCUUUCUAGAGUGGAAAAUUGAA